Chenopodium quinoa (quinoa) is the source of this 1475-nucleotide messenger RNA. Its product is annotated as ER membrane protein complex subunit 2-like. Gene Ontology annotation, cellular component: EMC complex. The record is from RefSeq and is a predicted model, not a curated record. Gene Ontology annotation, molecular function: protein binding. The transcript is spliced from 9 exons. Gene Ontology annotation, biological process: protein folding in endoplasmic reticulum. Bases 217 to 1116 code for a protein of 299 amino acids. NCBI's taxonomy places the organism in Eukaryota, Viridiplantae, Streptophyta, Magnoliopsida, Caryophyllales, Amaranthaceae.
CUAAUCCCAAAAAUUAUACACAAACUAAAACAAAACACAAAAAUCUUGGAGCUUGCAUUGGUUUUUCAGGAUCCAUGAUUAAUAACAGCAACACAACCAAGUAAUUGCAGUAGUACCCUGAAUCACUACAAGUCAAAUCUCCCCGAUUUCUCUCUCUUUCUUUCUCAAAUCCCAAAAUCACAAAAUCACUGAAAAUUCAGAUUUAAGAGAGAGAAAAUGGUGACCAAAUUAGACGAGACUGAGUUGAAGAGAUUAGAAUCUCAAGUUGAGCAUGGUGGUGGAGGUGCUUGGGAAUACCUUUGUUUGGUUCGUAAACUCAAAAUUCGACGCUCUGAUAAGGUUUUGAAGCAUGGAUUAACGAUUUUGAAUGACCCCAAGAAGCGAUCUGCUCUUGCGGAUGAAGAAUGGACCUUAUAUGAACAAGUUGCCAUUGCUGCCAUGGACUGUAAUUCUCUUGAUACAGCGAGGGACUGCAUUGAAGUUCUGAGCAAGAAAUUCCCAGACAGCAAACGAGUUGGUAAGUUAGAGGCUAUGUUGCUAGAAGCAAAGGGUUGUUGGGAAGAGGCAGAAAGUGCUUACUCAAGUCUUCUUGAAGACAAUCCACUUGAUCAAGUGGUCCAUAAAAGAAAAGUGGCCAUGGCAAAGGCUAAUGGUGAUCUACUUAAGGCCAUUGAAUCCCUUAACAAAUAUUUGAAAGUAUUUAUGGCAGAUAAUGAUGCAUGGAGGGAACUUGCAGAAAUCUAUGUCUCACUGCAGAUGUAUAAGCAAGCUGCUUUUUGCUACGAGGAGCUCAUAUUAGCUCAACCCACAGUACCUAUGUAUCACCUUGCCUAUGCUGAUGUGCUUUACACUCUUGGAGGAUUGGAAAACCUUCAGACAGCUAAGAAAUACUAUGCUGCCACCAUAGAUUUUACGGGAGGCAAGAACACUAGGGCACUUUAUGGUGUUUGCUUGUGUACUGCUGCCAUUGGGCAGCUGGCCAAAGGCCGAAACAAGGAGGAUAAGGAGAGUGAGUUGCAUUCCCUUGCCGCCAAAGUCUUGGAGAGAGACUACAAAUAUAGGGCACCUGAUAAGCUUCCUUUGCUGACAUCUACCUUGAAAAACUUGAAACGUUAGUCAUAGCUCUUCAAUAAUUGAGUUCUAUGUUCAUUUCAUUGAUAUUCUAACAGCUAUAGAGGCCACAGUAUCAUGUGAUAAUGGUGACAUUAUUUAAAUUUUGUUUCCUAUGCAUUUUACUUUUAUUCAUUAUGUUUUCUCUUUUCUUUACUAGUUUUGACCCGUUACAGGGCUUUUUUAACGAUAAUUCCGUUUGUCGGAAAUUUACGCAAUUGUGUUUAGAAGGAUUUAAUGUCGAAGUACUCUGUAUGUCAAUUAGAUGUUUUUUUAGCUGGGUUAGCAGAUGAUUAAUAUGUUCUCUAUUUAUUUUGUACUCCGUAUUAUUUACAUUCCUACGCAAAAGUGAUAAUUUCUAAUAA